This is a messenger RNA of Dibothriocephalus latus, 561 nucleotides long. Lineage: Eukaryota; Metazoa; Platyhelminthes; Cestoda; Diphyllobothriidea; Diphyllobothriidae. The record is from the annotation of a GenBank genome assembly.
AUGGAGGCAAACUGGUUAUUCCAGAAACUCAAGUUUCUCACGGCAGGCUCACGAACGACAGUCCAAUCGGCGGUACAGUUCCUUGACAAAAUAAAGAUGGUCAGAGUGGAGCCAGAUGAAAGGAUGGUGUCAUUCGAUGUCAUCUCGCUCUUCACCUCCAUACCACAGGCGCUUGCUGUCGAAACCAUCCGCGACCUCCUACGUCAGGAGAAAGAUGAAAGAGAUGGUCAACCCACAGCUCAGGAUAUAGUAGAACUCGUGAAGCAUUGCCUCAGGACCUUCUUCACAUUCGAAGGGACCACGUACGAGCAAAUCAAGGGCACUCGAAUGGGGUCCCCAAUCUCCGGGUUCAUUGCGGAGAUCGUACUUCAAAAACUCGAGAGGCAGUUGUUUGAAGAGUACGAGCCGAAGUUUUGGGCACGCUACGUUGACGACACUUUCGUUUUCAUCAACCAGAGUCAAAUCAACCACUGCAAGGAACGACUGAACUCAAUUUCUCCCGACCUACAGUUCACGAUGGAAGAAGAGACGGAAGGCCGACUUACGUUCCUAGACGUUCUC